Messenger RNA from Odobenus rosmarus divergens (Pacific walrus), 2139 nucleotides. It is a transcript of the gene ACP2, whose product is annotated as acid phosphatase 2, lysosomal. Gene Ontology annotation, biological process: lysosome organization; dephosphorylation. Lineage: Eukaryota; Metazoa; Chordata; Mammalia; Carnivora; Odobenidae. Gene Ontology annotation, molecular function: acid phosphatase activity. Bases 116 to 1387 code for a protein of 423 amino acids. The record is from RefSeq and is a predicted model, not a curated record. The transcript has 11 exons. Gene Ontology annotation, cellular component: lysosome.
AGCAAGAUGGCGGCGAAGGCACUUCCGGCGUGUGUCCUUACGGGUGCGUCCGGGCGGCAGCUAGAGGUGCCACGCACCGGGUUCCAGCCUUUUUGCAGCAUAGUCUCUAGCGGUGAUGGCGGGCAGGCAGUUUGCGUGGAGCGGGGCGUCUCUUCUCCAGCUCCUUCUUGGCGUGAACCUGAUAGUGAUGCCCUCCACCCAGGCCCGGAGUCUGCGCUUCGUUACGUUGCUGUACCGACAUGGAGACCGUUCGCCAGUGAAGACGUAUCCCAAGGACCCCUAUCAGGAAGACGAGUGGCCUCAGGGGUUUGGUCAGCUAACUAAGGAGGGGAUGCAACAGCACUGGGAGCUGGGCCAGGCUCUGCGGCAGCGCUACCACGGCUUUCUCAACACCUCUUACCACCGGCAAGAGGUUUACGUGCGAAGCACAGACUUUGACCGUACUCUCAUGAGUGCUGAGGCCAACCUGGCUGGACUCUUCCCUCCCAGUGGGAUGCAGCGUUUCAACCCAAAUAUCUCUUGGCAACCUAUCCCUGUCCACACUGUGCCCAUCGCUGAGGAUAGGCUGCUGAAGUUCCCGUUGGGCCCAUGUCCCCGUUACGAGCAGCUGCAGAACAAGACCCGACAGACACCAGAGUAUCAGAAUGAGAGUAUUCAGAAUGCACAAUUUCUGGAUAUGGUGGCCAACGAGACAGGGCUUACAGACGUGACACUGGAGACCGUCUGGAAUGUCUAUGACACACUCUUCUGUGAGCAAACACACGGGCUGGUCCUGCCACCCUGGGCCUCACCCCGAACCAUGCAGCGUCUGAGCCAGCUAAAGGACUUCAGCUUCCGCUUCCUCUUCGGGAUCUACGAGCAGGCAGAGAAGGCCCGGCUUCAGGGGGGAGUCCUGCUGGCUCAGAUACGGAAGAACCUCACCCUGAUGGCUACCUCCUCCCAGCUUCCUAAGCUGCUGGUUUACUCUGCGCACGAUACCACCCUGGUCGCUCUGCAGAUGGCACUGGACGUGUACAAUGGGGAACAGGCCCCCUAUGCCUCCUGCCACAUAUUUGAACUGUACCAGGAAGAUAAUGGGAAUUUCUCAGUGGAGAUGUACUUUCGGAAUGAGAGUAACAAGGCUCCCUGGCCCCUGGUCCUGCCCGGCUGUGCUCACCGCUGCCCACUGCAGGACUUUCUUCACCUCACAGAGCCCGUCGUGCCCAAGGACUGGCAGCAGGAGUGCCAGUUGGCGAGCGGCCCUGCGGACACAGAGGUGAUUGUGGCCCUGGCUGUGUGUGGCUCCAUCCUCUUCCUCCUCAUAGUGCUGCUCCUCACCGUCCUCUUCCGGAUGCAGGCCCAGCCUCCUGGCUACCGCCAUGUCGCAGACGGGGAAGAUCAUGCCUGACAACCACUCAGCCCCCUUCCCUCGGCCUCCUAGGGGAGGUGGGCUGGGCCCUUGCUCCUGAUUGUUGCUGCUCCCCAGCCCAUGGACAGGAGACCCUGGGAUGGCCUCCCUCCGAUGACCCCAACCUAGAUGAACAAGUGGGACUUGGCUUGGCCCAAGGCACCUGUCACUCAGCAUUCACGUGCCUCCCUGUUCACCAAGUACUGUGUUGGACUUUGGCUUCCUCCAGACACUAUUGGCCUCCACCACGCUUACUAAGGACCAGAAGUGUAGACAAGUAUUCAAGUUUCACUCAGGACCUGAAAAACUGAAGGAGUUAGUGCUUGAUCAAGCCCUGCUCUCUCUUCCAGCCCGGAGUUUUUGGCAAAUAGUUCAGAGGACACAGUCUUGCCUCUCAGUGCUUAUUUUAGUGGGAAAAACUGCACAACAUUGGAGGUACAGAAACUGGCCACUAAGGAACCGGAUCGCCCAGAGGCCAGCCAGGCAAGUUUUCCUUUGUCCCCCCUGAAGCCAUAGAGUCAGACAUACUGCUUCAGGCCUGUGUGUCAUGCUGCAGAUGGAGCAGGUUAGAAGGGUGUUUGUACCGGGGCGGGCGGGGGGCGGGUGGGGAGUUGGGGUACAGUCAUGGCACCACUGUCCCUCUCAGCUAGGCUGGGGUCUCCACCGACCAGAGGCCAAUGCAGGUUGUGAGCUGGACAGCUUGUGACUGUGGCCCAGAAGAGGGCUAAGGCAGCUUCCAGGGAAGGAACGUU